GCAGCAGCAGAGCGCGGGCUGGUGCGGCCCGGCCCCUCCCUCCCCACUGGCACCACCGCGCCCCGUCCGUCUCGUCCGGCUCCCCCAUGGCCGCGGCUCCCUGGGAAGCACCUCGCGUGGCCGCCCUGCCGGUGCCGGAGUCCCGUUGCCGGGCGGCGGCCGUCUCCCCGCGGUGCCGCUAGCGUCCCGCGUCCCGCUCACCUUGGUCUCCGGUAAAGCACCGAGGAAAGGCGCUUCCGCGGCACCACACCGGCGGUGCUGGGCCGGCUCUCCGCGGCUGGACGGCGCGUCCGUGCCACCCCUCCUCCCUCUCCCCGGCGGCGCUCGGGACGACGGCGGCGGGAGCAGCUCGGCGUGACUCCCCGGCGCGGAUGCGGCAGCCCCCCGGCGAGUGCGAGAUGGCGCUCAGCGGCACGCUCCUCCCUUCCAUCGCCACCUUCGCGGCGGGCGCCGCGGGCCGCGAGAAAGCGGCGCGGCCCGCGGGCCCCGGCAACCGGUGGCGGGAGGAGCUGUCGCAGCUGAAGCGGCCGCCACCGGCGCUGGCGGCGCGGCCCGUGGAGGCGCCGCCGUCGGAGCUGGAGGCCGCCGCCGCCCUGGGGCCCCGCCGCGACGCUGAGGAGUUCAACGAGCUGCUGGACUUCGACUUCAUUCUUUCCAACUCGCUCAUGCACCAGGAGCCUGCCGCCGCUGUGGUGGUGGCCCCCGCCGCCGCCCCGGCCCCCACCGCCAGCCCAUGCCCUGCCGGGCCCUUCGCCUACCCGCUGCCCCGGCCCGAGCCCGCUGGCCUCCUCUACGGCGGCGGCAGCCGCGACGGGGCCCCCGCUGCCGGCCCCGCUGCCCCCUUCAACCUGGCCGACAUCACCGAUGUGUCCCCCUCGGGAGGCUUCGUGGCUGAGCUCAUGCGGCCCGAUCUGGACCCGGUGUACCUGCCGGCGCCGGCGGCGCUGCCGCCCCUGGGCAGCCUGCAGGGCAAGUUCGUGGUGAAAGCUGUGGGCGAGUAUAGCCACCCGGCACUCAGCCCCAAGAGUGGCCCCCCAGCUGCCGCCCCGCCGCCCGGCACCGAGGGCCCUGGGGCCCCCUACAGCCCCCUGCCACGGAUGUGCCCCAAAAUCAAGCAGGAGGCUGCCCCGCCAUGCACCCUGGCCCCACCGCUGCCACCACCGCCACAUGGCAGCAGCUCCCGAGGAGCCCCUCAGCAUGACUUCUCCCUGGGCCGCCCACUGCCUGCCCGGACUACACCUUCGCUGGGGCCUGAGGAGAUGCUGAGCGGCAGAGACUGUCUCCCUGCUGCCCCAGGGCUGAGCCACCCACCGCUGCCACUGCCCCCAGGGUACCCCCCAGCCUCUGGUUACUCCACCUUCCUGUCUGAGCAGCUGCCGCCUGGCACGCUCCAGUACCAAGGUGAGUCCCCAUGCUUCGGCCAUGGGCACACUAGGGCGCCUGCUUUGCCCUUGGCCACAGCACUGCUCGCUCCUCCCUGUCCAUCUUUAGAGCUGAUGCCACCAGGGAGCUGCCUGCCUGAGGAGACCAAGCCCAAGAGGGGACGCCGAUCAUGGCCUAGGAAGAGGACAGCCACACACACCUGUGACUAUGCGGGCUGUGGCAAAACCUAUACCAAGAGCUCUCAUCUCAAGGCACACCUGAGAACCCACACAGGUGAGAAGCCUUAUCACUGUGACUGGGAGGGCUGCGGAUGGAAGUUUGCCCGAUCUGAUGAACUUACUCGUCACUACAGAAAACACACAGGCCACCGCCCUUUCCAGUGCCAGCGGUGUGAUAGAGCGUUUUCCAGGUCGGACCACCUCGCCUUACACAUGAAGAGGCACUUUUAAUUGGAAGCAGUGGAUCUUUCCCCAACUGCUGUUGAGAUUCAGUAUUUACAGCACAAGGACUGUUUUCCGCAAGAUGGGGAGAACACAGUUUAAGCACUACAGAUAACCAAGGUGAAGUCUUUCAAAGAGUGGAAAAGAGGGAUAAUUGCAUACAGACAUUGCAACUUUUUUUAUAUAGAUACAUUUAAAAGAAAAGAGAACCAAAAACAUCGGGGUCAGUGACUGGAUCUUCUAUCAUUCCAUUUGUAAAUCCAACUUGAAUUAUUUCCGGACUACAAAAUGCCAAGGAGUGACUGGGAGUCACGGAUAUCAGGGUUAAACAGACUGUGUAGUUCGGAGGGUGGGGAUAUUACACAGGGAAAUGAAAUUCCCUUAGUUUUCUUUCAAUGCAAUAUUAGAUGUAAAUGUCAUCUUGUACUUUCCUUUUUUUCCUUCUAAAAGCCAUUAUGAUAAAAGAGGAGGAAAAAUUCAGGUACAGAAUUAUAUUUUAAAAGCCUAUUUCAUGGUGCUUAGUGACUGUUGGUUCUAGAGGUACCAAAACCAAGAAGCCAAAGUUCUCAAACUGCUGCAUAUCUGACAAGGAAAUACUUUUGUCUUCUGAUCACCGAUUAUGACCUAAAUCAGGUAAAUAAACCUGGUUUAUCUUUUUUUUAAAGAAAAUAACUUUAUGCAGACAGUCUGUAAUGCACUGUGGUUUCUAUGUGCAAUAGUUUGUACAAUGGUUUAUUCCCAAAUAUGCCUUAAGCAGAACAAAUGUUUUCUAUAUAGUUCUUUACAUAAUAAAUAUGUAAUAUAAGUUUAAGCAAACUUCUAUUUUGUAUAUUUGUAAACUACAAAGUAAAAUGAACAUUUUGUUGGAAUUUGUAUUUUGCAUAUUCAAGUGGAAAAUAAGUUUUAAAUAAACCUAUCCUAUUUUAUCUGAA
Grus americana (Whooping crane) is the source of this 2755-nucleotide messenger RNA. RefSeq names its product KLF transcription factor 4 (gene KLF4). The transcript has 4 exons. Gene Ontology annotation, biological process: regulation of transcription by RNA polymerase II. Gene Ontology annotation, molecular function: RNA polymerase II cis-regulatory region sequence-specific DNA binding; DNA-binding transcription factor activity, RNA polymerase II-specific. The record is from RefSeq and is a predicted model, not a curated record. NCBI's taxonomy places the organism in Eukaryota, Metazoa, Chordata, Aves, Gruiformes, Gruidae. The coding region runs from base 372 to 1832 and encodes 486 amino acids.